Molecule: messenger RNA, 1092 nt
Organism: Lactuca saligna
Lineage: Eukaryota; Viridiplantae; Streptophyta; Magnoliopsida; Asterales; Asteraceae
Source: the annotation of a GenBank genome assembly
AUGAGCAUGAACAGGUCAGAUUCAGAGGCAAAAGAUCAAUUUAGCAAGCUCCCUGAUGAUCUGUUCGUCUUAAUCCUAACAAAAAUCCGUCAACAAGACUUCAAAUUCCUGUCUCGGUGCUCUCUGAUCUCCAAACUUUUUGCUUCAUCAAUCCCUCUUAUGCCUUCUGUUUCUAUCUCAAUAUCCCCGCCAAAUACGCCAAAACCCACUUCAGAUUUCUCCAAAACAACUUUACAAGACGUCGCCGAUCGGUUUAUCGACCGGAAAAUGGAAUACUUGACCUCCCUUCGGCCUCAGAUCCAGAAAGCCCUAAUUUUUCUCAAAAAGUUCACCAUGGUUCGAGCUCUUGAUGUUGUUUUCAUCACCGAUGAUGAUGAUGAAGAUGACCCGAAAGAAGGGGGUUUUCGAUACGGGUUUCUCCCAUCGUUAAUCAAUUGGAAAACCAAAUUCGAUUUCAAGUUACAAACCUUUGUGUUCCUCUUCGCUCAAUCUAUCCUCGGAAAAUCAGAGCAAACGGAGGAAGCUGUAAUCAACCAGGUUACAGCUGAGGAACUCGAAUUACGACUUUACUCUUCUUUCCAUGGUGUUGUUGAUUCCAUCGAAUGGGGGAAUGUCAUGUCAUGUUUAUUAGUUCAGCAUCCAAUGCUUCGUGAGAUCACAAUUGCAGGUUCGAGAAAAGGGGGUAAAAUCUGCUUAACAGCACAAGAGAUUCUCGAUUUAAGAAAUUCUUUGUCGCCUGAAGAUGUUUCCAGGAUCUCCGGAAAUGGAAAUGGAAUUGGAGUGACGAUCAACGUGAAAUCUGCAUAUAUUCCUGUAUUACGUCUGCCAUCAUCUGGUUAUGCCAUGAAAUCAGUAUCUCUUGUGGUUGUGAGAGUAGGGAGAAGACUUUAUCAUCCGGGAGACGAAGCUUUUCCUACUGAAACCGACACAGAGACUGAUUCAGACUCUGAUGAUGAUCAUGAAGAUGGUCAGCUUGAGUAUGACGAUAAUGAUAUAAUAAAUUGGGAAUUUGAUUCAGAAGAAGAAGUUUUUCGUGAAGCUGUAACUUUGAUUUUGGUGGAUCAUAAGGACAAGAUGCAACGAGAAACCUAA